Molecule: messenger RNA, 4529 nt
Organism: Lactuca sativa (garden lettuce)
Lineage: Eukaryota; Viridiplantae; Streptophyta; Magnoliopsida; Asterales; Asteraceae
Product: disease resistance protein RUN1
Biological process (GO): defense response; signal transduction
Molecular function (GO): ADP binding
Source: RefSeq, a predicted model, not a curated record
GACUCCACCUUUAUCCCAUCUCCCUCCCUUUCUCGUUGACUCGCUGUUUCCCUACUGGCUUACCGGCGUUGACUAUUUUAUUCUCCAUCUUUCUCAGUUGUCGCCCGUCGUUCGUCCUCUAUCUUCGCCGGUUCAGGUCUGAUUGUCGUUCUGUAGGUCGGUAACUAUGAAAGCGCAAUCGUACAAGUGGAAACGUUUGAAGGUGCAUAUGCAUGUAUUUUAUUUUAAUCACAUAAAAGCUUUAUUUUGAAGAAUUCGAAGAGGCGUUAUGUAUGAGAUCCUGAUGACAUUGAAGCACAAGUGAAGGAAACCAGUGAAACCAACUUUUAUAACCCACAACGUGUGGAAGAAUUUCAAAGUUUACUGAGACACAGGAAAUUUUGAGAAGGGUGAAGGGUCAUCAAUCCAUAACUCAUAAUGCUUAUUCUCUCCGAACUAGGAUCAUCUUCUUCAUCAACUGAUGUUCACCGAUAUGACGUUUUUUUAAGUUUUAGAGGUGUUGACACUCGACAUAGUUUCACUGAUCACCUUCAUAAGGCCCUCAUGGCUUCCAAUAUCACUACAUUCUUGGAUGAGGAAGAGAUCGAAACAGGGGAAGAUCUGAAACCGGAAUUGGAGAGUGCAAUUAAGGCAUCUCGGGCUUCUAUUAUCGUGUUGUCCAAGAAUUACGCUUCUUCAACAUGGUGCCUCGAUGAAUUGGUGUUGAUCCUUGAGCAAUGUAUAACAUCCAACCAAAUUGUCAUCCCCAUCUUUUAUCAUGUGGAGCCCACGCAUGUUAGGAAGCAACAAAGUAGCUUUGGGGAUGCAAUGGCUAAGCAUAACCAGACAAUGGAGGCAGAGACAAAUGCAAAUAAAAGAAGUCAAUGGGCUCAAAAGAUGGACCAAUGGAAUAAAGCGCUUACACAAGUUGCUGAUUUAAAAGGGAAUGAUGUAAAUGGCAGGCUAGAAACAGAGCUUAUCGAAGAAAUUGUGGGGGACAUCUACCGUAGAUUACAUGUACCCUUAAGGAGUGGGCAACCGCUGCUUAUUGGGAUGGACUAUCAUAUUAACUUUGUUACUUCAUGGUUGAAAGAUAUAUCCUCACAUACGGUAGACAUACUCACUAUUUUGGGUAUGGGUGGGAUCGGAAAGACAUCUUUAGCCAAAUAUGUAUAUGAUUUACAUUGUCAUGAAUUCCACACAAGCAGCUAUAUUGAGGAUAUCAGUAGGAGAUGUGAUGGAAAGUUUAAUGGGCUGCUUGAUUUACAAAAACAACUCUGCGGUGAUAUUUCAAAAGCAAGUUCAAUUCAAGUUCACGAUAUUUCAAAAUACACCUCAAGGAUAGAGAAUAUAGUAGCCCGUAAAAGGGUUUUUCUAGUUCUUGAUGAUAUCAAUUGUCUUAAUCAGUUGGAUGCAUUACUUGGAAGCAAAUGUUUUCACCCUGGAAGCAAAAUCAUUAUAACAACAAAGGACACAUGGUUGACAGAAAGUUGUGCACUUUUCAAAACAAACAUUAAACCCAAGCAUGCAAAGCACUUGCUUCAAGGAUUAGAUGAAAUUGCAUCCCAACAACUUUUAUGUUUUCAUGCAUUCAGGUGCAACCAUCCCAAAGCGGGUUAUGAAGAGGUGUCAGGUAAGCUUGUGAAGUAUUGUCAAGGGCAUCCAUUGGCUCUUGAAGUUUUGGGUAAGUCUCUACAUAAUCGAGAUGUGGCUUACUGGGAAGGGUGCAUGGAAGGGCUACAGAGAGAAAUUGGCUCCCGUAUAAAUAAUGUCCUCAAAAUGAGCUUUGACUCUUUGCCAUCCAAAAAUGAUAAGGACUUGUUUAAGCACAUUUCUUGUUUUUUUGUUGGAAUAGAUAAAGAUGUUGCUGAAACAAUAUUAGAGACAUGUAAUAUCAACACAAAAUCAGGGAUCACAAAUCUCAUUGAAAGAUGCCUUAUUAGUAUAGGAUGGAAUAAUGAAUUGAAAAUGCAUAGGUUGGUUCAAGAGAUGGGAAGAUUUGAAGUACGUCAAGAAUCACUUGACAAGCCAUGGAAAAGAAGUCGGAUAUGGUGUCAUGAUGAGUCAUUCAGAGUGUUGAAACAGAAAAAGGGUAAGGGAAAUCUUGUAGGCCUUGCGCUUGACAUGCGGAUGCUUGAGAAGAAGAAAUUGUGGGCAUCAUCUGAGCUGAACACAGAUGCAUUGAGUAACAUGGAUAAUCUGAUGCUACUAAAACUCAAUUAUGUGCAAAUGAAUGGGUCUUAUGAGAACUUUCCGAGGGAAUUAAGAUGCUUGUGUAUGCAGGGAUUCCAUUUAAAGUCUAUACCUUCAGACUUACCUUUGGGGAGUCUUGUUGCUCUUGAUUUGUCAUAUAGCAAUAUAGAGUCAUUUGUCAUUUGUUAUAGUAAUCCACAACUUGAGGAGAUGAAAAAGUUCGACGAAUCGUCUGUAAAUGGAAAAAGGUUUCUUGGAUCACUGAAGAUUCUUAAUUUAAGUUGUUGUAAAAAACUUUGUAGUCUUGGUGAAUUCUACAAAUUCCCUGCACUUGAGAGGUUAAUACUUAGAAAAUGCAUUGGUUUGGUUGAGAUUUGUGAAUCAAUUGAGCAAUGUGUUGAACUUGUCUUCAUCGAUUUGAGCUACUGCCACAAGCUUGAAAAAUAUCCAAGAAAUAUAGGCAUGCUAAAGAAGGUUAAAACAGUGUUGCUAGAUGGUUGUAAUCUCAGUGAAUCUCAAAUCAAGAUUAAGGAUAUGGAUUCACUGGAAAUGUGCAAGGUUAACAACAUUGGCAUAAACACAAGAACCACUUCAUCCUCCUUUGUGGGUAUCAUACCAAAUGAUUUGAAGUCGUUUGCGGUUUCUUUACCGAGCUCUUUAGUAAGGUUGUCACUUGCAAAUAAUAAUUUGACCACUGAAUCAUUUUCCAUGGACUUCAGAUGCCUUUCCAUGUUAAAGGAAUUAUAUUUAGAUAAUAAUCCUAUCGAUUCCAUGCCCAGUUGUGUGAGAACGCUUCCUAGGCUUGAAAUACUUGGUAUGAGGAACUGUGAUAAAUUGAAAUCAGUCGAGUACCCUCCACAUACACUAAGAUCGUUGUUGCUUUGUUCUCUUCGUAAUGACUCUUAUGUAGAAAAAGUUGUAUUUGAUCCAGAAAUGUCCCCACUCAGGUUAAAAUUAGAUUGGAUAUAUUUAGAACAUUCAUCGUAUGAAAUUGAAGGCAUGGUGAAAAUCCAACCAAUGGUGGGUGUUGAGGAAAAGGUAUUACGUGGCUUGGGUUGGACUAAUUUACCCUUCCUUAACAAAAGGAGCGUGGGAAAUAAUUCUACAGAAUCUGAAAUUCAGAUGUAUUAUGAAUUUGGAAUAUUUAGCACAAUUUAUGUAGGUGAAGAUAUGCCGGAUUGGAUUAGUUGUAGAAGCAAGGGGCCAUCAAUAUCAUUUAUCAUCCCAUCAUCAUCAUCUCCGAACAAUCUUACUGGACUCAAUUUCUGCUCUGUGCACACGUUGCGAUUUGCUGAUGAUUUGUUUCCUUUUUCUCAAUUUCUGGAUGAGAGGUUUCUACAUCCAGAUGAUCAGUUCCCUUGUUUGCCAAUAAUCACAAUUAGUAAUGUAACAAAGAACCGUAUAUGGAUAUACCAACGUCACUGGGACAGAGUUAUUGUAGGUGGAAAGUGCUGGGUGUUUUUAAGUCAUUGGAUGUUUGGGAUGAAUGAGAUGGAGGUUGGUGACCAAGUUACUAUUACUGUUACAGAGCCAUAUUAUGAACUUUCAAAGGAGUGUGGGGUGAGUCUUGUGUAUGAUGAUGGAGAGAAGAUGGAUGAAGAAGAAGAAGAUGCGUUGGGUUAUUACAAGUCAUGGAAUCACAUCAUUGGUGGUGAUCUCUCUCCUUUUCAAACAACAACUGGAGAAUACAUCUUAGACAACUUGAGAUUUUUUGUGUCUGACAUUGAAUUGUCUCCGUAUCAUCGUAAACUUGUUGGAGAUGGCGCCCACUAUCAAGAACAAAAGGAUGUGUGGUUCAGAGCUUUAUCCCGAAGGAACCCUGUCAUGAUUGGUCACACACACUCCUGAGCAAAUACAUGCUCGGGGUGAAAAGGAAGCAAAUAAGGAGCUGGAAGCAGGAAAAAGUGGGCUGAGACAAAUGAAGUCAAAGUAUAGAAAUCUGAAGCCAACGUCAUGGGGAAUUCUAUUUGGUGAGUAGAAGAUUCGCGAUCUGAGAAGAUGACUUGGAGAAUACGCGUGGAAAAAGAUCACCAUGCCGUGGAGCCUAUUUUCUACGGCGUAGGAGGCGGAAUUAAGUAAAGUAUAAAUAUCGACCAUUAGGUUGAAUAGAGGGACUUUUGGCCGAUUUUCUAGAGAAGUAUAGCGACAAAAACCCUCUGGAAAGUAUUUCGAAGUUCAAAAAUCAAUUGGAGCUUAAUAGUUUUGAAGAGAUUUCAAAGAAAACAACAUUGAUCCAGUCUUUUGCUAGUAUUUAACAUGUCUAGUUUUAUUUGCAUUGAUUUUGUAUAUUUUUCUGUUAUGAUGAGAGGCUAAAACCCUUUUAAUUUGGUUGGUGAAGAUGAACCCUUUGAACUAUG